AUGCCUGUUCGCUUUGAAGGGUCUCGUUCUGAGCGCAGUUUCCACGCGAAUCCUCAUGGCCAGCAAAAAGCUCUUCCAAGCACGCCACAUGAUGGCUCAGAUGAAUCCUUCAACCGCCCCUCUCGGCCUCCCGAACAGGCACAGGUAUAUGCUCCUGGAACCACUGCCGAGAAUCACGAGAACAACGAGAGCAACGAUUUUUGCGAGACCGCCAAUGCAGAAGAAGUCGUUUUGGCCGUCAACUUCAUGGAGACGGGCAAUUUAGGAUGCGCCUACUUUGCCACCAACACCCAAGAGCUACGGAUCCUUCACGAUAUGCAACAUGCCGAUGUUGAUGUUUUAGAGGCUCUUUUGGCACACGUCCAGCCUACAGUCGUGUUACUGCCCCUCAAGACGCCAGAGGCUGCCUCAUAG
Messenger RNA from Verticillium alfalfae VaMs.102, 414 nucleotides. RefSeq lists its product as hypothetical. Bases 1 to 414 code for a protein of 137 amino acids. The transcript has 2 exons. NCBI's taxonomy places the organism in Eukaryota, Fungi, Ascomycota, Sordariomycetes, Glomerellales, Plectosphaerellaceae. The record is from RefSeq and is a predicted model, not a curated record.